Molecule: messenger RNA, 769 nt
Organism: Salvia hispanica
Lineage: Eukaryota; Viridiplantae; Streptophyta; Magnoliopsida; Lamiales; Lamiaceae
Product: large ribosomal subunit protein bL27c-like
Biological process (GO): translation
Cellular component (GO): ribosome
Molecular function (GO): structural constituent of ribosome
Source: RefSeq, a predicted model, not a curated record
GCAAUAUACAAAAAUCCUUAUCUUUUUCAACUGUAAAUUGAGUUGAUUUGCAGAGACAACAAUGGCGGCAGUGAGUUUGAGUUUCAAUCUGGCGGGGGCGUUCAAGGGGCUCUCCAUCGCCUCCAGCUCCUCCUCUUCCUUUUUCAGAGGCGAUUUCGGUUCGAUUCACGUCGCUCAGCACGCCGCCGUUCUGCUCCCGAUGAAGCCGCCGCUGACGAUUGAGUCGGCGCACAAGAAAGGAGCUGGAAGCACUAAGAACGGCCGCGACUCGCCGGGGCAGAGGCUUGGAGUCAAAAUUUUCGGCGAUCAAGCGGCCAAGGCUGGCUCCAUUAUCGUCCGCCAACGCGGCACCAAGUUUCAUCCUGGCAACAACGUUGGGCUCGGCCGGGAUCACACUAUUUUCGCCUUGAUAGAUGGACUAGUGAAGUUCGAGAAGUUUGGACCAGACAAGAAAAAGAUUAGUGUCUACCCCCGUGAAGUGCAACCCGAGAACCCCAACAGUUACAGAGCACGAAAGAGGGAGUCGUUCAGAUUACAACGCGAGCGAAGAAGGGCUAGGAGGGAUAUUAGAGAAGGCAUUGUGGCUGAACCUCAACUGGUUCUUGCCUCUAUUCCUGAAGCAGAUGAAGAUGCAGCAUCUUGUUGAGUUUGGUCUAAUUAGAUAUUGCCUUUUGCCUUUUGAGUUUGUGUGUAUUUAAUUUACAUUUGGUAUUAUUUUGAGCAAAUUUCAUUGUAUAUCAAGAAAGAAUGAAGGCUUGGUUAAUUACAA